UGCUUUGUAGAUAAUAAACCCAACAUUGCAUAUAUAGCAAAAGGAACAACUGAGACUCAAACCCAGUCAGGCUCUAAAAAAUAUUUCCAAUCACUUUUUUGUACUCAAUUAUUUGUGACCACUAUUAUCUCAGAGAAUAAGGAGGUAACAGUUUUCAGAAUCCAAUUCCAGAAAGAUAAUACAUAGUUGAUUAUUUGAAAUUGGGUCCUAAAAAUUUUAUCCAGAAUUUUUAAUAUUUAUUUAUUUUCUUUUUUGAGACUGGGUCUUGCUUUGCAGCCCAUGUUGUAGUGCAGUGGUGCCAUCUGGGCUCACUGCAACCUCCACAGGAGGAUCACGAGGUCAAAAGAUUGAGAACAUUCUGGAAAACAUGGUGAAAUACCAUCUCUACUAGAAAUAAAAAUAUUAGCUGGACAUGGCGGCACAUGCCUGUAGUCCCAGCUACUCGGAGGCUGAUAAAGGAGAAUCGCUUGAACCCAGGAGGUGGAGGUUGCAGUGAGCGAAGAUCAUGCCAUUGCAUUCCAGCCUUGCAACAGAACAAGACUCCAUCUCAAUAAAUAAAUAAAUAAGAAUAAAUAUUUCUACCAGCAGUCUGUCUUCAAUGUCUGAGCCUGUGGAUGCUGAAAACUCUGGAAUGAGUUUGGGAAUCCAGAAAACAAAGGCAAGGACUGACUCUGGAAGCACAACCUUCAAGGGACAAAAAAAUUAAAAGUGCCUGAGAAGGAAAAGGUCAACGCUAGCCAAUGAGUAUUUCCAAUAUUUAAUUAACCCAGGACCUAACCACUGAUUAAGUUAGAGGAGUUUCAAUGGACUAGUGAGAGACGGAUAAAUCCAAUCUUCCACUUUUAAUGUCCUCAUGUUCUCCCCACCCCGCCACCUCCAAGGCUUAAAAUGCAAUCAGAGAAGAAGGUGGAAAAUGUUCAUUGGAGCCUGUCCUUGGCCAAAGGCUAAUUUCAUCUGCAUUCUGUCCAAUAGGGAAACAGAAAGGAAACUCUCCACAGGCUUAUAAGCUCUGAAGGCGCCAGAUUCAGAACUCUCAGAUGAACAGAGAGGCUGUGCUGUGUUGCCUGUUCUGACCUGGACCAAGAAGGACACGACUGACCUGGGAAGGCAGGAGAAGCCAUUCUUAUUUGGCAGUGGUUCUGAAGGAACCACCCCUCACGUCUAAAAAUUUAAAGGCAGCUCUGGAGUAUUCACAGAGCCUGGACCCAAGUGGAGAUUUGGCAUCAGGAGAGCAGCCCUCGAACAACAAGUGCAGAUGAACCGCCUUUCUAAUUAGUUUUCUGAGUCGACGUCCGACUUACUGAUUCCCAGUGCUGGGAUCCGAGCCACCCACUGUGGCAGCCUAAAUAGCAGCGAUAAGACUGAUGGUGCUCUUCUGCCCGGGAAUCUCUGGUCUGGCUUCCCUCUUGAGUCCACAACAAGCGGCUCUGACUUCCCGGAGCUCCAAACUCUGGUCAGUAGGGGAAGCGGUCCCGUUGGCUCUGCGUGAAGAGCUGCUGCGCCGAGACGCCGGCAAAACCGCUGCGGCGGCCACAAGAGUCGCGCUGGUGACCCGUGGGGCUCCUCCACUGGGAGUCGGCUAAUCGGUGAGUGAUGAAAAUUCGUCUAAUGAUGUGGCGUCGUCUCGUUCUCUGAGCUUUCACUAGGAGCUACAAUCCUGAGCUGUUAGUGGUCGGCCAUCUUGGAUAGAUCUCUGAAGUUUUAUAUUUUUAGUAGAGAGGGGGUUUCACCAUGUUUGCUAGGCUGGUCUCAAACUUCUGACCUCAGGUGAUCUGCCUACCUCAGCUUACCAAUGUGAUAGGAUGACAGGCAUGAGCCAUCAUGCCCAAGUCACAAGGGAUUUUAGAGCUUCGAGAUGUAGCAGAAGUGAAAGGUGAGGCUAAUAAAAGAGAGUAAGAGAAGAACUGGUCUAGCAUGGAGACAGUGACACAGAGACAAUAAGGCUCAGCUUUUAUUUUAUUUUAAUUGAGACAGGAUCAUUCUCUGUUCCCUAAGCUAGAGUCCAGUGACACAAUGACCACUCACUGCAGCCUCACCUUACAGGCUCAAUUGAUCCUCUUAUCUGAGCCUCCCUAGAAGCUUGGACUGCAGGUGUGGGCCACUAUGACUGGCUAACUUUUGUAUUUUUUUCAUAGAAUGAAGUGUGGUCAUAUUGUCCAGACUGUCAGCCUUUUCAAUAAUGUUUUUUCCUGGAGAACAUCUAAAGCAUGUAAUGUAGCAGCAAAAUCACUACAACAAACACUGUAACCACUUAAAAUUGAUAUCCCAAUUCCUAUACUUUGCAAUAUUGUGUGGCAAACCCAGGAUCACGUAUACUCUUAUGGGUAAAUGCUGCACUAUGAAUGACUGAAAUACAGUCUCUCAAAUAUUCAGCUCGUAAUAUCAUUAGAAAUAACAGCUAGUGAAUACUUAUCUUACUUAGUGAUAACUUAGUAAUACUUAGUGAAUACUUAGAAAUCACAGCUAGUGGAAACUUACUCUAUCCCAAUGGACUUUAUUGUUAGAAGGGUUUAUGUAGAAAUAAAGAAAAUUAUUAGGUAGAUAUCUGCAUUGAUAUAAAUGUUCUUUAUUGAUUUAAUAGAUCUUAUUCUUUUUUCCCUUUUGUAGUUGAUGACAACUGCCUUCUUGUUGUGUUGAAAGUCACACUCUGGAGUAUUUCACGCGGUCAUUAUUUUCCAUUGCCUCUUGUAACUGUGGCUUUUUCUGAGAAAGACCACGAAAGAGCCCAGCUUGAAUUUCAGUAAAGGAGGAUCUGGUGCCAAGGGAUCAGCCGGUGCCCUGGGCCCGCCCUCCCACUGGAGCUGCUUCUAGAGCCAAAGGCAAAAAAAACAGACACAGGCCUGUGAAGUGCUUGCAGGAGAGAGAACACAGAGGAGGCACCGGCUUCUCACCUUCCCUCCUUCCCGGAGGAUCACACCUUCUGAAGGGAGUCUCCCCACGCAGAUCCCUCCCUGCACCAUGGCCGUCACAGCAUCCCUGGCUGAGCUCCAAGCAGAGGCCAGCUGCCCCAUCUGCCUGGGUUACCUGAAGGACCCAGUCACCACUCACUGUGGGCACAACUUCUGUCGCUCCUGCAUCCACCAGUGCUGGGAAGACCUACAGGACAUCUUCCCCUGUCCCGUCUGCCUCCACCACUGCCCUGAAGAGAACCUCAGGAGCAACACCCAAUUUCGCCACAUGACUGAUGUGGUUCAGCAGCUUCCCGCCAUGAGGAGGAAGAGGAAAGUGCAGGAGGAGGAGGAGCCCCUGUGUGGGAAGCACUGUCUGCGUCUGGCCCUGUUCUGUGAGAAGGACCUGGAGCUGUUGUGUCCCCAGUGCAGGGUCUCCUCUGACCACCAGCAUCACCCCCUGCUGCCCAUUGAGCAAGCUGCAGCCAGAAACAGGAGAAAGCUCAAAAGCUACAUUCAGCCACUAAAGGAGAAAAUUGAAGAUGCCAAGAUGCGACGUGAAGCGACAAUGUUGAAAUCUGUCAAUGAGAAAAGGAAGAUGGAAACAUGGAGGAAGGAAUUACAGUCUGAAUUUGAAGAAAUUAAGAUAUCCUUGGUAAAGGAACAAGCUGCAAUUUGUGCCUCUUUACUUGUUGAAGAGCACGACGCUGAAGAAAAACUCGCUGAAAACCAAAGACAAAUUUCAGAGCAUUUACUUGUACUCCAAAACCUGCUAAAUGCAGUAACAGAGAAGGGAUUUCAGGGAGACCUGGAUGUGCUGACAGGUACUGAGAACAUCUACAACACAUAUGAAAACCUGAAAGCCCCUGCCGUCUUCUCACAUGAAUUCAGGAAGAAGAGUUUGGGGCUCCCUCCACAUUAUUUUGGCCUCCACAGAAUGAUGAGCACAUUUCAGGAAGAUUUGACGCUAGACCCGGAAACAGCCCACCCUAGUCUUAUUAUCUCAGGAGACAGAAAAAGCGUGAUAUUUUGUAGGAUGAAUCCAGGCUUUACUGAUAAUCCUCAGUCGUUUUGCUUUUACCCAGCAGUCCGGAGCCGUGAGGGCUUUGAUGCUGGGAGACAUUUUUGGCACGUAGAAGUGAGAGGCACAGGUGCGUGGUCCCUUGGUGUUUGUAAAGAAACAUUUCCCAGAGAUGGCCUGAGAUCGCCAACCCCACAGAUGGGGUGCUGGGAAAUUCAGCCAUUCUGUAGUUCAUGCAGUACAAGGAAUACAGAAGUCCAGCAAAUGGGCAUUUUUCUGGACUAUGAGUUGGGAGAGGUUUCAUUUUAUAAUUUAAAAACCAGAUCACAUGUGUACACUUUCACUGAUAAGUUUACAGAAAAGCUUGUGCCUUAUUUCUCUGUUGACCCUUCUUCCCAAGCUGUCACAAUCAAUAUUGUCAUAGACCAGUGAUGGGCUCCUUAGAGAGCCCUUUGCAUGUGGCUAUCUUUUCUUUUUGUGUUGUUGGAGGACAUUUGUAAUAAAGUCUGUUAUUCCAUGUUUAUGUUUGAUGUGCCAAACAUGGGCUCAUUGGUUGAUCACUUGUGUGAAGCAGGAACAGUCACUAUGUGGAGAUUUAGCAUUACUUGAAACUUACAAUCACUUAUAUGUUAAUCCAUUUUGUUGUGAUUUGAGAGAAUAUCUGAGAUUUGGUAACUUA
Callithrix jacchus (white-tufted-ear marmoset) is the source of this 4588-nucleotide messenger RNA. The record is from RefSeq and is a predicted model, not a curated record. Lineage: Eukaryota; Metazoa; Chordata; Mammalia; Primates; Cebidae.